Molecule: messenger RNA, 1227 nt
Organism: Sordaria macrospora k-hell
Lineage: Eukaryota; Fungi; Ascomycota; Sordariomycetes; Sordariales; Sordariaceae
Source: RefSeq, a predicted model, not a curated record
AUGGCUUUGAAAAACCACGGCCGCGACUACGACAUUGUCGUUUAUGGAGCCUCAGGCUACACCGGUAAAUACACAGCCCAACACAUCACCACUCACCUGCCCACCACCCUCAAAUGGGCCGUAGCCGGCCGCUCCCGCUCCAAGCUCGAAGCCGUCGUCUCCCGUCUCAAGGAACUCAACCCGGACCGCACCCCCCCCUCCAUCGAAAUCAUCUCUUCCGCCACCGACCGCACCGCCCUCGAAUCCCUCUGCCGCCGAACCUUCAUCCUUCUCACCACCGUCGGACCCUACGGCUCCCUAGGCGAGCCCGCCUUCGCCGCCUGCGCCGCCGCCGGCACGCACUACUUUGACGUAACAGGCGAAGUCCCCUUCGUGCACCGCAUGAUCACCAAGUACUCUUCUCUCGCCGCCCAGUCCGGCGCAAAGAUGUUUCCGCAGAUCGGCAUCGAAUCCGCGCCCUCGGACCUGCUGACCUGGUCGCUCGCCCAAGAAAUCAAGCGCGAGUUCGGGCCCGAGACGAAAACGGGCGAGGUAACGCUCAGCAUCCACAACCUGCGCUCUGCGCCCUCGGGCGGCACCCUCGCAACAGUCUUCACCAUCCUCGAGAACUUUUCUCUAAAGGAACUGCGCGAGGCGCAUAAACCUUACGCCUUGAGUCCCGUCCCGCAUCCCAACCCGGACCUGGCGGAAUGCAGGACAACGUGGACUACCAAGUUCACCGGCCUGGCAACGACCCCCAUCUUGGGACUGGGAACAAGUUCAGUAGCAGCCAAAACCGACGCUGCCAUUGUGGAACGUACCUGGGGCUUGCUUUCCCAGCCCAAGAACAAGGGCAAAGAAGAUGAGAGCUACGGACCCAACUUCAGCUUCAAGCAAUAUAUGAAACCCCGCAACUGGCUGAACGGGAUCGCUAUCCAUUUCGGACUGAUGGGCGCGGACGAGGAGGUUGCAAAGAGGGACGAGCUGGAGUUUUGGGGGGUUGCGAAGCCGGAUGUUGAACGAGAUACGAAGAAGAGGGCGUUUGGAAGGUGUUGGUUUCGGGGACCGGUUUAUUACUAUACCGGUGUCUUGCUGGCUGAGGCGGCUGCUACGUUGCUAGAGGAGGAAAGCGUAGAGGAACAGUUUGGUGGCGGUGGAAUUUAUACGCCUGCUUGCUUGGGUCAGCCGUUUAUUGACAGGUUGGAUAAGGCCGGGUUUCAUUUUGAGACCAAAACCAUGGAGGAGUAA